AUGGGUUCAGGCGGCGGCUCCGGAAUACCUGGGAUGGCGAUGCGCGGAUUAGGAGGUCCCUCUCAGGAGCAGAUCCCGCCUGGAUACUACCGACCCGCCGGCGGCGGCAGCGGCGGGGGAGGAGGAGGAUAUGGACGGGUGAACAGUGCCUACGGCCGCGGAGACGGGGGAGGAAAAGGGAGCACCAGCGGAGGAGGAGGGGGAGGGGGAGGGGGAGGCGGAGGUGGAGGGGGAAACGGCGGAGGGGGGCCUCCGCGGCAGGUAUACCAGCUUCCGCAGUACAGAGGGCGUGGCCGGAACAGCCGACCCCAGCAGCCGCAGCAACAGUUCGAACAGCAGCAGGAGCAGCAGGAGCAGCAGGAGCAGCAGGAGCAGGAGCAGGAGCAGGAGCAGCAGGAGCAAGCGGAGCAGUCAGAGGAGGAGAAGGAAGUACAGGUAGACGGAGGGGAGGCAGACAGACAGGUGGACAUAGCCAGCAUCGCCAUGCCCAGCGCGGGAGUCUCACCAGCCCGAGGAGCCAAUCACAAGGACGUGCGGCAGUUGGAAGAGGAGGGGCGCGCGCUGCUGGGGCUGGGGGAGGCGGAGCUGCGCGCGCUGCUGGCGGAAGCGGAAACCGCGCGCGAGGCAGCGAUCCGCGCGGAGGUGGCGCGCGCAGCGGCCCUUGUGGCGCGCGUGGAGGUGGGGAGAGCAAGGGCGGAGUUUGAUGCGGAGAGGCAGCAGCUUCUGGCGGCGGAAGCGGUGCUCAAGAGUCAACUGGCGGGUGCGCUGGAGGCAGUGCGGGGCAAGGAGGAGGAGAUGCAGCGCGUGAAGGAGAGGGCGGAGGAGGCGGAGCAACAGGUGGCGGCUCACCAGAACGAGAUGAAGGAACGGGUGUGGCAGAAAGAAGGCCUUAUUCGAGAGAAGAACUCCGAAGUGGCAGCGCUGAGGCGGGAGCGCGAUGGGGCAGUGGCGGAGAGCAAGGCGCAGGCGAGUCAGAGGGAGGCGGAGAGGGCGGAGAUGGGCGCGCAGAUGGAGCGGCUACAGAGCCAGGUGGCGGACGCUGAGCAGCGCCUGAGAGACACGCAGAACCAGCUGCGGCUGGUACAAGAGGAGCUGUGGCAGAAGGAGGAUGCGGUGAAGGAGGCGCAGGGGUGGGCGGCACAUGGGCAGGACAUGGAGGCCCACGUGGCAGCCAUCACAGCAGCCAAUCUGAGUCUGCAUGGGGAACUCCGGGAGCGCACGGACCAGUGCCACCACCUGUUUGCCGUCACGCACCAGCUCAGGCAACAGCUAGCGGAGAGUGAGCGCUACCACAUGCAGCUGAUGCAGCGCCUGCACAUGGAGAACACGGACCUGCGCUCCAGGCUCGGCGCCCUCCCGGCCGCUGCUCCGGGUGCUGCUGGCUCGACAGUGCCAGGCUCGGCAGCAGGAGCAGGAGCAGCUGGUGCUGGUGUGGGUACAGGAGGAGGCGCAGUGAAUGCUGUAGGCAAUGCGACUGCAGGAGGGCAGGCAGCAGCAGCAGGAGGAGGAGGCACGCUGGGGACAACUGGAGGGGACAUUGGAGGAGGCGCAGGAGCAGGGAGAGAUGCAGGAGGGGUUGUGCAAGGAGCUGGGGUAGCAUUGGGUGGCGCUGGUGGUGCUGCUGGUGGUGGUGCUGGGGGCAACAAGGACGGGAAGAGCGAAGCAGCAGCUGCACAGGCAGGACAGGCCCACCCGCCCAUGGCUCCACACGCCUAUCUCAUCCGCCCACUCAUGCCCCACCCCUUCUACGCUGCACCCAUGCCAACCGUGCCCACACCCAUUCAGCCUGGCCCCACACCCAUGCAAACCGUGCCCACACCCAUUCAGCCUGGCCCCACACCCAUGCAACCCGUGCCUAUGCUUGUUCCUCACUCCGCCUCUCCCCCAGCCGUGCACCCUCUGCAUCCUCACCCCUCCGCCCUCCCUCCUGCCGCUUACCCCCCUGCUUCCAUGCAAGGGCAGCAAGCAGCACAGGCUGCAGGAGUGCAGACGGGGGUUGCAGUUACAGGGCUACCAGGGCAGAACCAGCAGCACAUGGAGAACCAGGGACAGGGACACGGGCAUGGGCAGGGGCAGAUGCAGAUGCAUGGGCAGGGGCAAACACAUGCGCAGGCACCAAAUCCGCAGGGGCAACAGCCAAGCCAGCAGCAGCAAGCGGUGGUGAUGCAUCAUAUCACCCACCCCAUGAGCAACCAGCCUCUCCCCCUGAACCCCACACCCCAGCAGCAACAGCAGCAGCAGCAGCAGCAGCAGCAGCAGCAGCAGCAGCAGCAGCAGCAGCAGCAGCAGCAGCAGCAGCAGCAGCAGCAGCAGCAGCAGCAGCAGCAGCAUGCGAGCAGCCUUACCUUCGGUUCUGGUCCCAGCAAUGGGCCAAGUAACAGCAACAGCACUGGUGGCACAGGGGAAAAGGGCAGGGAGAGCGGUGGCAGCAGCAGCUCAAGUGGUCAAGCCCCAGUAGGCGAGCGUGGAAAUGGCCACAUGGGCAACAGCAGUGCUGAUGCUACUCCAGGAGACAGUUUUUCCAAAGGCGGCUCCUCCAGUGCCUCUCCUGACUCCUCCGCUGCUGCUGCUGCUGCUGCACCUAGGAAGCUCGCUGCCAGUCCCAUCACGCAGCGAUCGCCACCCCGAGGGGUGGACGUGGGGUUGGGGGGCGUGGCAUACGUGCCGGAACGCCCAAGUGCGGAGGCCUCAAGUGCAGCAGAAUCAGGCACGGAAGGUCAAGCGGGAAUUGAAGGGAAAGGUGGGAUUGAACCCCUUCCUGUGUCGGCUGUGCUGGGAGCAUGGAGCAGUGUGGGAGAGAAAACAGAGGGUGCUGGACCAGCUAGCAUCGACGCGACACCAGCAGCAGCAGCACAUUCUGCACCCACACCCCUCGCAGCACCGCCAACAGCACGCCCCAUGCCCAUGAUGCCCCCGCUGCCCCCGGGGGCACAGCUGAAAGACGAGAGGGCGCUGCUGACGUGCAUAGUGCGAACCCUUUCAGCAGAUAGAGGCGCCAAGGCUCUCAUCUCCUCCACUGUCGCCCCCCGCCUCGCCCGCUUGCUUGCCCCGUUGACCUGGGCUCACUACGAGCCGCUGUACGGGUCGCUGCACCAGCUUAUCGCCUCCAAACCCGAGCUGUUUGGCAUGGAGGGACCGGACCAUGUGUUCCUGAGGAGCAACGCCCAUGCCAUCAUCGCCACACUCCCCCUCCACCCCACCAUGCCCCUCCCCCAUCCCUCCUCCUCAAUCCCCUCCCCUGCCGCCUCCCUGCCCCUCGCCCUCACCCCUGCCGCCCCCCGUCCCCUUGCUCCUCGCUCACCCCCACCUGAUGCUUCCAUUCCUGCUGGUGCUGUAGCCAAUCCCGGUGCGAUUUCUAACCCUGCUUCUUCUUCUUCUGCCGCCGCUGCUGCUACGGGUGGCAGUGGGGGUGGAGGGGGCAGUGAGGAAGGUGUGUCGAGGCGCGAGGUGGUAGGGCCGGGGGUGGAAGGGGCGGGGCGGGGCAGUCGCCUCUGGUUCGCCAAUUCUGCUCGGUAA
Closterium sp. Naga37s-1 is the source of this 3516-nucleotide messenger RNA. The record is from the annotation of a GenBank genome assembly. NCBI's taxonomy places the organism in Eukaryota, Viridiplantae, Streptophyta, Zygnematophyceae, Desmidiales, Closteriaceae.